GCUUAGGGCUGGUGCGGCGGGGCCGGGGCCGGGAAGGGCCGGGCCGGGGCUCCCCCGCCGCCGCCCAUGUGGCUGCAGCAGCGGCUGAAGGGGCUGCCGGGGCUGCUGUCCAGCAGCUGGGCGCGGCGCCUGCUACUGCUGCUGGUGCUGCUGCUCGUCGCCUACUGGUACCUGGGCGCGGCGCGGGCGCGGGGCGCGGGGCGCGGGGCCGAGCCCCGGGGACCCGCCGCCCUCUGCGUUCAGGCGGCCGCGGGCGCCUGGCGGGCGCAGACCCAGCGCGGCGAUGCGCUGCCGCUGCCUGAGGAGGCGGCCGGGGCCGGCGGGCCCCCGGGGCUGGCGGUGGCGGGCAACGGGUUCCUGCUGCUGGACGUGUCCGCCGGGCGGCUCUGGGUGCGGCCCGCGGGGGCCGCCGCGGGCCCGGCGCUCGCCACCGAGUAUCCGGCGCUGGUGCGGCUGAGGGCGCUGGGCGGGCGCGGCGAGGCGCGGGCGGCGCUGGCGGCGCUGCGGGACGGGGCCGUGCGGAGGGUGCGCUGCGUCCAGAUGGGGCCCGGGGCCGGCGCCGGGGACUGCGUGACUCUGCGGGAGGAGGUGGUGGCCCACCGGAGCCGGCCGCAUCUCUACCUGCAGCGCAUCCGCAUCGCCAACCCCACCGAGCGCGUGGCCGCCUUCGAGGCCUCGGCUCCCGCCGCCGCGGCCCCGCUGGGCGGGCGCUUCGCCACCAGCCUGGAGAAGGUGGAGGAGCGGCAGUUCCUGCUCUCCUCCGGCCGCCUGCUGCUGGCCGGCAGCCCCAAGGUGGUGCUGGUGGUGGUAGCUGCCAAGAAACUGGUGAGCCGGGUGCAGGUCGCGCCCAAGUCGCACUUUGACGAGACCGUGCUGUCCGUGGUGUACACCUCGGAGCCCAUCGAGGUGUCCAGGCUGGAGGAGACCUUCAGCAAGCUGAGGGAGGCAGCCAAGAAAGAGAUGCUGGAGGUGAUGAAGAUGGGGGUGGAAGAUCUUUUCCAGGAGCACCAGCAGACCUGGUCUGACUUGUUCAUUUCAGGGAUUGAAAUGAGAAAGAUCACAGAUGCACAUACCCCAUCCAGUGAGACUGUCAACAUGACCCUCUACUACGUGCUGUCAACUGUGCCAGCCCCGCUGCUGGACCCGCUCAUUGCUGCUGAGGACAGGGAGAAGAUUGAAGCCAGCCUGAACUACGCUGACCACUGCUUCAGCGGCCACGCCACCAUGCACGCCGAGAACCUGUGGCCACCAAAGCUGACCAGCGUCACCCAGAUCCUGCAGCUCUCAGACCUGUGGAAGCUGACUCUCCAAAAACGGGGGUGCAAGGGUCUUGUGACAGCUGGAGUGCACGGACUCAUGCAGGGAAUGGUGCUUAGUUUUGGGGGUCUGCAGUUCACAGAAAACCAUCUUCAGUUUCAGGCUGACCCUGACGUACUUCAUAACAGCUAUUCCUUACGUGGGAUCCAUUACAAUAAGGACUUGAUCAGUUUAGCUGUUCUCCUGGAUGCUGAAGGAAAGCCCUUCUUGCAUGUGUCUGUGAAAUUCCAGGACAAGCCUGUCAGACUGUAUGCGUGUGAGGCAGGCUGUAUGAACGAGCCUGUGGAGCUGACCUCAGAGGCACGAGGUCACACGUUCCCCGUCAUGGUGACUCAACCCAUCACACCACUGCUUUAUAUAUCAACAGAUUUGGUCCACUUGCAGGACCUGAGACACACACUCCACCUAAAAGCUAUUCUGGCUCAUGAGGAACACAUGGCCAAGCAAUACCCAGGCUUACCCUUCCUGUUCUGGUUCAGUGUGGCCUCCUUAAUUACUUUGUUUCAUUUGUUUCUGUUCAAACUCAUCUACAACGAGUAUUGUGGGCCAGGAGCCAAGCCCCUCUUCAGGAGUAAGGUGGCUGUCCCCGACUGUGCCCGCUGAAGUGCCCAGAGGCUUCACAGCCACAGCGCAGGGCUGACCUAGCACCUCAUCCUUCUGGGCACUGCAGAGCCAACAACUCUGCUGCCUUGUCUUAGUUGGACCUACUUCAAAUGAAGGUGAUGCAGAACUUGAUUCCAGAAACAGGGAAGAAGUGGAAUCCAGCUGAAGCUCAGAAUCUGUAGCAGUAAGCAAGAUAGAUGGUCUUGAAAUAACACCGUGUUCCAUUAAUUGAAUGGGAACAUCCCCGUGUCCAAGUGAACUUAGUCCUGCUUUCAGCCUCCAUUUGCACAAGACACCUGGCAAUAUUGCAGCUGAGAACAAGGAACAUUUGAAAGCAACAAUCCUUUUGUGCCUUGCUAUUACAGGAAUCUGAGACUUGGAAGGUGUGGUGACUCAAUUGUUUAUCCCAGAAGCUUGUGUAACAGAUGUUUCCUUUCCCUGUAAGCUGUUCAGUUCCCUAGGAGUAAUCCAUUUGGUGAAAGUACUUGAAGGUAUACUAAGACCUUUGAUAUUUUGAUCAGGUGGUUUUUUUUUUGUUUGUUUUUCUUUGUUUUUUUUUUUUUUUUUAAUUCUACAGGAAAAUAAAGGAUGAUGAUUCCCUUCUGAGAGUUAACUAGAAAACUUUAGUGUAACUUCCUUUCUGGUAUACAGUAAUUUAUUGCUUGGGGAGAGGGGGGCUAUGUUAAUUUUUCCUCCACUUCAGUAACAGUCAAUAUCUAGCAAUCUUAAUUGUUGAUAAGUUCUCGUAACAGGUUUUUCAGCCUUUAUGACUGUAGAGUGCAAAAUCAAUUUAAUGAACUUGUUUUCUGGAUAUGCACUUGGAAAUGCUGAUCUACCCGUUUCCUAUUCUAAGCCUAUUGAGACUUUGUGCAUUGAUUUGUUUUGGCUAUGAGGGAAGACAUCCCACUUUCUAGUGACUUACAGGUUGUUUGGGUUUAAAAUACCAAAGCUGUUGUUUCUUAAUAAAUAUCUUUCAGUCUAAUCUGA
Vidua macroura (Pin-tailed whydah) is the source of this 2907-nucleotide messenger RNA. Its product is annotated as KIAA2013 ortholog. The transcript has 3 exons. NCBI's taxonomy places the organism in Eukaryota, Metazoa, Chordata, Aves, Passeriformes, Viduidae. Bases 67 to 1920 code for a protein of 617 amino acids. The record is from RefSeq and is a predicted model, not a curated record.